Molecule: messenger RNA, 204 nt
Organism: Protopolystoma xenopodis
Lineage: Eukaryota; Metazoa; Platyhelminthes; Monogenea; Polystomatidea; Polystomatidae
Source: the annotation of a GenBank genome assembly
AUGUUCUGCGACAAAGGUUUUUUGGUGUACGCCGCGGCACUAAUCGUCCUCAAUGGAGUCCUCAUUUUCCUGGCGGGCCCUCGCGUCGGCAAGACGAAUCCCCUUGUCUACAUAACCAUCAGUGGAAGCAUUGGCUCACUCUCCGUAAUGGCAUGUAAGGGUGUCGGAGUUGGCAUAAAGCGCUUUGUUACUCUUUGGCGCUAG